Alternaria arbusti is the source of this 591-nucleotide messenger RNA. RefSeq lists its product as uncharacterized. The record is from RefSeq and is a predicted model, not a curated record. NCBI's taxonomy places the organism in Eukaryota, Fungi, Ascomycota, Dothideomycetes, Pleosporales, Pleosporaceae. The transcript is spliced from 2 exons. Bases 1 to 591 code for a protein of 196 amino acids.
AUGGCUCUUUUGGCAAAGACGCAACCUCGACGGCUCGUGCUCACCAGCUACACAUACGUGCCGGUCGAGAACGUUUCUUCUUUUAUCGGUGCAUUCAGUCACCGGCAGGGCCCACUACCGUGCUUAGAGUUGCGUGACAUGGAUGUCAAGUUGGAUUACCAUCGUUACGAAAAGCCACCACUGCCAACACCCGAAGAGUUCUCGGAGGACUUCCGUAUUGCAGAAUUGAAGAUUGCGAACGUGUCGUGGUAUCGGCAUGUGUCCAAGCGUCGCAAGUCAGAGCGCCGUGGCUGGUGCAGGACGGUAAGAGAUUUGGAUAUUGAUGGUAAUAGCAUCACUGGUGAGACCGAUUCAGAUCGCAGCACCACCGAAGACGGAAUCGAAUAUGACAGCGAUUCCACAAACGAAGACGAAGACAAGAACGAGAAUGGGGACAAGGAUGAGGACGAGGAUGAAGAUGAGGACAACGACGAGGACGGAGACGGAGACGGUAACGGAGACCGAGUCGUUGGCGAGGUGGCUUGGUCACGGGCUGAUAUGGCGCUACGUCGAAGCUAUGCGACGGCUAGUUGGUCCUAUAGGGGUGACUAA